AUGUUACGUACCGCACGAACUAUACUCACAAAUUUCUUGACAAGUUCAAACAUUAACACCACCACGAAACCGGCCAAAGCUAGGAAACAUCAGUCCAUUUAUCAUCAUUAUCCCACCAAACCACUACCACCUCCGCCUCCUCAUCUCCUCCAAUUCCAAUCACCGGAACCACCAGUCACCGACAUGGACAGAUCACCUAGCAGGGAGCUCCAACUCCAAGGACCUCGUCCAGCACCUCUAAAAGUGCGUAAAGAUUCCCACAAGAUCAGAAAAGCACCAGUUGCACAACCACCGCAGCAGCUGCCACCUCGACCACCAGUCAUAAUCUACACCGUCUCCCCCAAGAUAAUCCAUGCAAAUCCUAAUGAAUUUAUGUCACUAGUUCAACGUUUAACCGGCACGAAUUCGACCUCCUCGACGUCUUACUCUUCCUCAGUUUUUCAAGAAAAUUUCAACAAUGGUGCAAUAUCUCCAGCUGCACGUUUUGCUUCUAUAGAAAAAACUAAGCCCCCAGAAGGAAGAAAAUUACCAAAAGCUUUUAAUGGGAUGGAGAUGGUUGAAGGGAUAAAUAUUAGCACAGAAAUUGACAGCACUUGCAGGCAAUUUCAGGGAAUUAGUAGCUUUACUUCCGAAUCAUCUUGGUGA
Fraxinus pennsylvanica is the source of this 645-nucleotide messenger RNA. NCBI's taxonomy places the organism in Eukaryota, Viridiplantae, Streptophyta, Magnoliopsida, Lamiales, Oleaceae. The record is from the annotation of a GenBank genome assembly.